Molecule: messenger RNA, 735 nt
Organism: Sclerotinia sclerotiorum 1980 UF-70
Lineage: Eukaryota; Fungi; Ascomycota; Leotiomycetes; Helotiales; Sclerotiniaceae
Exons: 6
Coding region: 1-735 (244 amino acids)
Biological process (GO): mitotic spindle assembly checkpoint signaling
Cellular component (GO): cytoplasm; kinetochore; nucleoplasm
Source: RefSeq, a predicted model, not a curated record
AUGUCGACCACAAAGUCAACUACGAAGACAAGCACCAAGUCGAAGGAGAAGUCUGAUAAAUCAGAUAAGGCGAAAACUCAUAAGCUCUCGCUCAAGGGUUCUUCAAAACUCGUUGCGGAAUUCUUCCAAUACUCAAUAAACACAAUUCUCUUCCAACGAGGUGUAUACCCCGCCGAAGACUUCUCAGCCGUCAAAAAAUAUGGCCUCACAAUGCUUGUUUCCUCCGACGACCAAGUCAAAGCUUACAUCAAAAAGAUCAUGUCACAACUCGACAAAUGGAUGAUAAACGGAAAGAUCACCAAACUAAUCGUCGUAAUCACCUCAAAAGAAACAGGCGAAGAUGUCGAACGUUGGCAAUUCGAUGUAGAAAUCUUCAACAAACCUUCUAAGAAAUCAUCCAAAUCCAAAUCCUCAACUACUCCCUCCACUUCCGAAAAUGCACCCACCGAGAAAGAAGCACCAGCACCCGCACCCGAAAAAACAGAAGCAGAGAUUCAAUUGGAGAUUCAAUCAAUAUUCAGACAAAUUACAGCUAGUGUGACAUUUUUGCCAGAGUUGGAUGGAGCAUGCACAUUUAAUGUUCUGGUAUAUGCGGAUGCGGAUAGUGAGGUUCCAAUGGAAUGGGGAGAUAGUGAUGCGAGAGAAAUUGUAAAUGGAGAGAAAGUACAAUUGAGGAGUUUCAGUACGGCUAAUCAUAAAGUUGGAACUAUGGUUAGUUAUAAAGUAUUGGAGUAA